UGGGCAUCCCCAUAGCGGCAACACAGAUCCUCCUCCAAGCAUCAGGACGCGGCGGGCGCCAUUUCAGGGAGCAGUCGCCUUUGCUAAAGCGGAGCCCGUGUGUUCUUGUUGCGAAGCUUCCUUGCGUUACUCGCGCUGAUUUUUCGAGGUCAUUCUUAGUGUAGCUUUUUUUUGCCUGCUCUUGUUGCUGAGGUAAUUUUUUCGUUUAAGGGCCAGCGCCCCUCUCCUCACGCGUAUCCGGACCCGGAGCAAGCAAACGACGGCCGUGGCAGUAUCCCUCCGCCUCAUAAACACCUGAGCAGAAGCGAGAGGCCGGCAGCGCAGGGCUGUGAAUGUUUAAUGGGACAUUCUGGAUGAUGAUACUUAAAUACAGGAUUUUUGAAGAUAUUGCUUUCUACAUAGCAGUAGCAGUUAUAUAUUCUGGUGCCCUGAAAAAUGGCUGAUGAUAUUGAUAUUGAAGCAAUGCUCGAAGCCCCCUUUAAGAAGGAUGAGAACAAAUUGAGCAGUGCCAAUGGACAUGAAGAGCGAAGUAAGAAGAGGAAAAAAAGCAAGAGCAGAAGUCGUAGUCAUGAUAGGAAGAGAAGCCGCAGCAAGGAGCGCAAACGAAGCCGUGAACGUGAAAGAAAAAAAAGCAAGAGUCGAGAAAGAAAGCGCAGUAAAAGUAAAGAACGGAGACGUAGCCGUUCAAGAAGCAGAGAACGCCGAUUCAGAGGCCGUUACAGAAGUCCCUAUUCUGGUCCAAAGUUCAAUAGUGCCAUGAGAGGAAAAAUGGGCUUGCCACACAGCAUGAAAAUAAGCAGACGUCGAUCUAGGAGCAAAAGUCCUUUCAGAAAAGACAAAAGCCCUGUAAGAGAGCCUAUUGAUAAUCUUACUCCAGAGGAACGGGAUGCUCGAACAGUAUUCUGCAUGCAGCUUGCAGCAAGAAUUAGGCCAAGAGACCUGGAAGAAUUUUUCUCUACUGUAGGAAAGGUCCGUGAUGUACGCAUGAUAUCAGAUAGAAAUUCAAGACGUUCAAAAGGAAUUGCUUAUGUAGAAUUUGUUGAUGUCAGCUCAGUUCCUUUGGCCAUUGGAUUAACUGGACAGCGAGUGUUGGGAGUGCCAAUUAUUGUACAAGCAUCUCAGGCAGAGAAAAACAGAGCAGCAGCAAUGGCUAAUAACUUACAAAAGGGAAGUGCAGGCCCCAUGAGACUCUAUGUAGGCUCGUUACAUUUCAAUAUAACUGAAGAUAUGCUUCGUGGAAUCUUUGAACCAUUUGGCCGGUUUCAGACUCAGAAUGUGCUAAAAAGGCCUUGGAACAAUUAAAUGGAUUUGAAUUGGCAGGUAGGCCAAUGAAAGUAGGACAUGUGACUGAACGUACAGAUGCAUCCAGUGCCAGUUCAUUUUUGGACAAUGAUGAAUUGGAAAGGACUGGAAUAGAUUUGGGAACAACUGGUCGUCUUCAGUUGAUGGCAAGACUUGCUGAGGGUACAGGUUUGCAGAUUCCUCCAGCUGCCCAGCAAGCACUGCAAAUGAGUGGAUCAUUAGCAUUUAGUGCUGUAGCAGAUUUACAGACAAGACUUUCUCAGCAAAGUGAAGUCUUGGCUGCGGCUGCUUCUGUACAACCACUUGCAACACAAUGCUUUCAGCUGUCCAAUAUGUUUAACCCUCAAACUGAAGACGAAGCUGGCUGGGAUACAGAAAUUAAAGAUGAUGUAAUUGAAGAAUGUAACAAGCAUGGAGGUGUUGUCCACAUUUAUGUAGACAAAAAUUCAACUCAGGGCAAUGUGUAUGUCAAAUGCCCUUCAAUAGCUGCAGCAAUUGCAGCUGUCAACGCAUUACAUGGAAGAUGGUUUGCAGGUAAAAUGAUCACAGCAGCAUAUGUUCCUCUUCCGACAUACCAUAAUCUUUUCCCAGAUUCUAUGACUGCAACCCAGCUCUUGGUUCCAACUCGACGAUGAAGGAGGAUUGAGUCAGUUUUGUACAUAGCUAUUUUUGAAGGAAGACUUGAGUUACCUUUAUUUAGAUGAAAACAAAAGGCAAAGGGUGUAAAGUCCUUUUGUGUACAUUUCCUGUUACCUUUAAAGAAAUAUAUAUAAUAAGCAGGAAUGCUGUGAUUAUUCUCAUGAUUAGCAUUCCCACUGUAAACAAAGCUGACUACUUGUUCUGCCUUGUAAUUCUUGUACAUUUAGACUUUUGGCUAAAGUAUGGUGUAGGAACAGACAUAGGUUAUAGAAAAGAUUUUUUUUCUGUAAAAGAUGGAGAGGACAUUUUUAAUGUUUUGCAAGCCUUCCUUUUAAUGCAGAAGUUGCAUUUUACAUUUAUUAAAAUGUAGAUGCUCUGCUAAAGGUUAAAAUCAGAUUUAACUGGGCAUAUUUAGUGUGUUUUGUAUGGAUUGAAAAUUGAAGAGGCUACUUAACAAUUUUCAGUCAUCUGAUCUGCUCAUGUAAUGUUGAACAGCUGGUAAAAUUGAGAGGAUUAGAAGAUUUUAUUUCUAGAUGGUAACUUUUGAUUGUCUCUGUAAAAGUUUCUUGUAAAUAAGGUGUAAGGUGUGUUUAGAAUUCCAAACAAAGCUAUCUCUGCAUUUCCAGAUUAAAGUUCCAAUGAUUGCAGGGAAUGUACUUAAUUAAAAGUUGAAGUAGGAAAUGCAGGAAUAUAUUUUGUCUGGUUGCAUAUAAUCUCUGCUCUUUUUUAAGCUCUGUGAGCUCUGAAAUAUAUUUUUGGGUUACUUCAGUGUGUUUGACAAAACAGCUUAAUAUUUCUAUCAACAAACAACUUUCAUAUGGCAACAAUCUUUGUAAGAACCACUCAAAUAAAAUUCUCUCAAAGGCC
Molecule: messenger RNA, 2808 nt
Organism: Thamnophis sirtalis
Lineage: Eukaryota; Metazoa; Chordata; Lepidosauria; Squamata; Natricidae
Source: RefSeq, a predicted model, not a curated record